ACACGACUGCAUUUUUUAACAAUUACAACUAUUUUUCCCUCAUUACUGUAGAACCAGUAUUUGCCUAACUGUGGUAUAAAUAGUGGACAAUUCCAAGCACCGAACAUCAGUCCACUGCGACAUCAUAACAAAGCAACAGCAAUUCAAUGGCUUUCUGCAAGAUCAUCCUCCUGGCCGCCGUCGCCGUCGUGGCUCAGGCCCAAUAUUUCGCCCCCGGAUAUGGAUACGCCCCGGCCGUGGCCAAAGUUGCUGCCCCACUUGCCUAUGCCGCCCCCGUGGCUAAGGUCAUCCCCAACGAAUUCGACGCCAACCCUCACUACAGCUACUCCUACGCCGUGGCCGACGCCCUGACCGGCGACAACAAGGAACAGCACGAGAGCCGCGACGGUGACGUCGUCUCUGGAUCUUACUCUCUGGUGGAGCCCGACGGCAGCCGCCGCAUCGUCGACUACACCGCCGACCCCGUCAACGGAUUCAACGCCGUCGUCCACAAGGAACCCGCCGUUGUUCACGCCCCCGCCCCCGCUUAUGGCUACGCCGCCCCCGCCCCCGCCUACGCCAAGGCCUACCUGGGUUAAGAAAGCACCCUUUCAGAGGAAGAGAGCAAGAGAAGAGGCUUCUUAGUUUAUUUGUAGAGUAGAAAUUGUAGUUACCCACCAUCAACACAUCAUCAUUACACACAACUUAUCGCACUGUUAGCCAAAUUACUGAUCAAAUUGCCAAUGUGAGGAGAUACGAAAAUAAAUUUACAACAACCGUACGACCCAAAAUGGAAUUGUUUCUUUGCC
Molecule: messenger RNA, 788 nt
Organism: Neocloeon triangulifer
Lineage: Eukaryota; Metazoa; Arthropoda; Insecta; Ephemeroptera; Baetidae
Product: cuticle protein 21-like
Exons: 3
Coding region: 147-578 (143 amino acids)
Cellular component (GO): extracellular matrix
Source: RefSeq, a predicted model, not a curated record